Molecule: messenger RNA, 1767 nt
Organism: Lasiodiplodia theobromae
Lineage: Eukaryota; Fungi; Ascomycota; Dothideomycetes; Botryosphaeriales; Botryosphaeriaceae
Product: Pectin methylesterase
Exons: 4
Coding region: 1-1767 (588 amino acids)
Biological process (GO): cell wall modification
Molecular function (GO): pectinesterase activity
Source: RefSeq, a predicted model, not a curated record
AUGUCCUACCUCUACGGCGACGACACGCCUACGGACGUGAAGAAUGCUAAGGGUCUGCACCUCGUCACACAGAGCACUCCCAAUGGUCAGAAGGUCCAAAUCUUCUUAGAAGAGCUCGCCGAAGUCUACGGCAUCACCUGGACCACCACCCUGAUCAACAUCGCCACGAAUGAGCAGAAGAAAGAGUGGUUCCUGCGUCUAGACCCUAACGGCCGCAUCCCCAUCCUUAUCGACAACACGCAGAACCCGCCUUUCCCCGUUCACGAGACGUCGGCGGAGCUUCUGUACCUGCUCAAGAAGUACGACAAGGAUGACGUCUUCGGUUUCAAGGACGAUCUCGAGCGCAGCCAGGCGCUGCAGUGGCUCUUUUUUUGGCACGGCAGCGGAGCGCCGUACCAGGGACAGCUGAACCACUUCGGCAAGUUCGCCAAGGAGAAGAUUCCGUACGCCAUUGAGCGCUUCAAGAAUGAAACGCUACGGGUCUAUGGUGUGUUGGAAAUUCACCUGUCGGGCAAGUACUCUGGCGAGCCCCGCCAGUACCUGGCCGGCAAGGGCCAGGGCAAGUACAGCGUUGCCGACAUCGGCACAUGGCCGUGGAUUGCGAAGUGGGAGUUUAGCGGACUCACCAAGGAGGAUGUGAAGCAGUUCCCACACUUGCUCGCCUGGAUCGACAGGAUUGCGCAGAGGUCUGCGGUCAAGACGGGCACCGGCGAGAAGUAUCAGCAAAACACCAUCAGUAGCGGCAGCAACACCACCUUCACCUCGAUCCAAUCCGCCAUCCUCUCCCUCGGCAACACCACCACGCCCGCAACCAUCCUCAUUCUCCCAGGCACCUACACCGAGCAAGUCAACAUCACGCGGCCUGGGCCGGUCACACUUCUCGGCCAGACCUCUUCGCCCAACAACGCUACCACCAACGGCGUUACCAUCCUGUGGCGAGAAGCGACCGGCAACGCGGUCAACAGCUUCGACAACGCCUAUACGUCCGUUCUGACCGUCGCGCCGACGCUCGAGAGCAGUCUGACGGGCAGCGGGCCCACGGGUCAUGCGGUGCCGGCAGGCACGCCGUUCGGCAACGCCGAUUUCCGCGCCUACAACGUCGAUUUUGUGAACGACUACGCGCCGUACUCGGCGGGGCCGAGCCUGGCCAUCAGCGUUAGCUACGCAAACGCUGGGUUCUACUACUGCGGGUUCUACAGCUAUCAGGACACCAUCUACAUCGGCAAGCUCGGCAACGCCUACUUCUACGACUCCACCAUCGCCGGCCAGACCGACUUCCUCUACGGCUUCGGCACCGCGUGGAUCCAGUCCUCGCUGCUCUCGCUCCGCUCCUGCGGCGGCGGCAUCACCGCGUGGAAGGGCACAAACACUACCUUCGAGAACAAAUACGGUGUCUACAUCCACGACUCCGAGGUGCGCAAGGCCAACUCCUCGCUCGCCAUCGCCGGCCUGUGUCCGCUCGGCCGCCCGUGGAACGCACAGCAUCGCAGCAUCUUCGCGGAUACCUAUCUGGACGACUCGAUCAAGAGCAGCGGGUAUAUCCCUUGGGGCUCGACGGAUCCGAGGACGAAUAACUACACCUUCAUGGCCGAGUUUGACGAUUUUGGGCCGGGCUGGAAUGAGACGGGGAGGAAGGUGGCGAAUGUGACGAGGCUGCUGACAACGGAGGAGUAUGAGCCGUAUGAUAGCUUGAGCAAGGUGUUCCAGUGGCCAUUUAGCGGCGAAUUUGGGAACACGGCAUGGAUUGAUGCAAGCCCGGAGGCGUAG